Cydia amplana is the source of this 652-nucleotide messenger RNA. It is a transcript of the gene JTBR, whose product is annotated as protein JTB. NCBI's taxonomy places the organism in Eukaryota, Metazoa, Arthropoda, Insecta, Lepidoptera, Tortricidae. The record is from RefSeq and is a predicted model, not a curated record. Bases 131 to 601 code for a protein of 156 amino acids. Gene Ontology annotation, cellular component: spindle; midbody; cytoplasm. Gene Ontology annotation, biological process: mitotic cytokinesis. The transcript has 4 exons.
AAAUGGUAAAACAAAAAACACCAAAAGUUAUGUCUUUAUAUUAUUGAACUCAACUGAGUUACAGUAAAUCGUCCCUACGAUUAAACAAUUUCAUAUUAACAUUGAACGAAUACCCGAACUUGCUAUCACAAUGAUUGAGACUUGUUCUAAGAAAUGUAUGCUUUUUGGGACAGUUUCUCUUGGAAUAUUAACGAUUGUUAUAUUGAUUUUGGAGUCCCAUUUGGCUGACUCACUAUCAGGCAGUCAUAAGAUGAAGAAUAAGACAUUUCCCACUGAGAAUAACUCAACAUGCUGGCAGCAUCAAAAAUAUUCCAUUAUUAAGGAAUGUCAUCCUUGCUCAGACUUUGAAAUUAAAAGUAAGAGUAUAGGUGUGUGUAUACAUACAAGCUUUAAGGAAAUACUUAAAUGUGCAAAUGGAGAAACAGUCACCAGAAGCUGUGACAGAGUGGCUUACCUAGAAGAGAGGGCCUUUUGGAAAUUCACAAUUUGGUCUUUUGUUAUUGGAUCAGCAUCCUCAAUAGCAGUCAUGUUACGGACCAGGGUCCUGAACUACAGGGCCAGACGGAAGGCCCGGAUAGCCCUCAGUAACGGAGCUAUAUAGCAUAUAUGUAAAUCUAUAUUUAUUUGUAUAAAUAAAAGUAAUUAAUCAGUC